ACUCUCUCUCUCUCUCUCUCUCUCUCUCUCUCUGUGGGACUCGAAUAAUUGGUGCUCCCCAUGGACGAGGUGAUCACUGCUGCUGAUGCUUCCAUUACCGGAUCCAAGUCCUCCAUCAUUCCAUACAACCUCCCUCUCCUCUCCGCCUUCCUCUCUUGCGCCCUCGCCCAGUUCCUCAAGCUUUUCACCACCUGGUACAAGGAGAAAAGAUGGGAAUCUAGAAGGAUGCUUAGCUCUGGAGGAAUGCCCUCGUCGCAUUCGUCCACUGUGACAGCUCUUGCAGUUGCUAUUGGUUUCCAGGACGGAACCGGCGGGUCGACAUUUGCCAUUGCAGUGGUUUUGGCAUGUGUUGUCAUGUAUGAUGCUACUGGUGUAAGACUCCAUGCUGGUCGUCAAGCUGAAUUAUUAAAUCAAAUAGUGUGUGAGCUACCUCCAGAACACCCGGUAUCUAGUGUUAGACCUCUACGGGAUUCACUUGGUCAUACUCCAUUGCAGGUUUUUGCUGGUGCAGUAUUGGGGUGUAUAGUGGCAUACCUUAUGAGUUCCAGUUAGCAGUGGGUUAUUCCAGUGAUUAUUCUUUGACCUCACAAAGUGUUAGUUCAACAGGUUGUGGAGGACGGUGCGAUCAUUCAACAGGAGACUUCCCCAAAGUCUGCCUUUCUGUCAAAUAGUGAAAAGGAUUGAGCAAAAUGUAUCCCAAGUCUGACCUCACAAUUCAACUGUGGAAAAGUUAGAAAGAGUGAAACUUCUAAUAGUAUGACCACAUAUAUAAAGAUGCUCUUGAGCUCAAGUAAACCAGCGCCAUAGUUUAAGUUUCAAACUCAUUGAUUGUGUUUGAAAACGACUCCAUUAUGGAUCCGCAGCAGACUAUUCAAUGGGCUAGUGUUCAUCUUUUUCUUAGUUGAGGGAAAGAACUGAAUGUUUGAUGGUAAAAACAUUCACUCUACAAUCCUACACAGGAUAUUCUACUU
Molecule: messenger RNA, 971 nt
Organism: Fragaria vesca subsp. vesca
Lineage: Eukaryota; Viridiplantae; Streptophyta; Magnoliopsida; Rosales; Rosaceae
Exons: 5
Coding region: 61-552 (163 amino acids)
Source: RefSeq, a predicted model, not a curated record